Molecule: messenger RNA, 2696 nt
Organism: Amborella trichopoda
Lineage: Eukaryota; Viridiplantae; Streptophyta; Magnoliopsida; Amborellales; Amborellaceae
Product: rhamnogalacturonan I rhamnosyltransferase 1
Cellular component (GO): cytoplasm
Source: RefSeq, a predicted model, not a curated record
AGAAUAAAAACCGAUAUUAAUUAAAUUUGCUUAGUAGAAACAGGCCCAUCUCAUCCAUCUUCACUACAGUUGUUCUUUUUAACUGGAAUUUUCUAAGAUUAUUCUAACAUUUUCAAAGAUUUGUCGACAUGGUAAUGGUCGCCCUCUCUCUCUCUAUCCCUUUCUCUCUCUAGUUUAUUGCGAGAAAUUCAUCUAUUGUCUGCUGUUUUAGGGAUUUAUAUGUAGGUAAUCUAGCUGGGUUUAAAUAAGAAAAAAUGGCGGAAAAUGGGAAUAUUGGAUUUUGGUUCCUCUAGAUUUAGGGGAAGUUUGCUAAAGUUAGGGGCUUUUCCCAACUGAGUUUCUGUUGUUUUGGUGAAAUCCAUGGUGGGUCUGCUCAGAUUGCGCUUAUAUGAAGUGGGUUUAGAGGGAAAGGUGUCCUUUGGAAGUUUUUGAGAGAGAGAGGCUUGGAGGAUGAAAUGUGGGUUCUUUUUCAACCUCUGAGUUCUGGUUUGGAGAGGAGUGGUGAUAUGUGAAGUGGGUUUGAAGGAAUGAGGUUGUGGUGCCUUUUUGUGGGAGUUUUCAGAGAGAUGAAAGGGGGUAAUAAGAUAAAAAAUCAGGGGGUUUCUCACUCUAAGUUGCAGGUUUGGAUGGUGAGAGCUACAACCACUGUUCUUCUUUGGACGUGUUUGAUCCAGUUGAGUGCUUUGCAGAACUUAUGGGCACCUCGCUUGCUUAAGGGUUGGCCUUCUUGCUUUACUCAGUCUGAUACUGAUCCACAUUCGAACUUAAUUACCUUAUCGUCUCCGAAGUUUGUUCUUCCUCCUAAACGGGUAUAUAAGAACAAUGGCUACCUAAUGGUUUCUUGCAAUGGUGGACUUAAUCAGAUGCGAGCAGCGAUCUGUGACAUGGUAGCCAUAGCAAGAUACAUGAAUGUGACUCUGAUAGUACCAGAGCUGGAUAAGUCCUCUUUCUGGGCUGAUCCAAGCGAUUUUGGAGACAUAUUCGAUGUCGACCACUUCAUAACAUCUCUGAGAGAUGAAGUAAGGAUACUGAAAGAGUUUCCACCCAGGCUCAAAGGAAGAAUGGAGAAAGGACAGCUCCUCUCCAUGCCGCCCAUCAGUUGGUCUAACAUCUCCUACUAUCACAAUCAGAUUCUACCUUUGGCGAAGAGACACAAGAUUUUGCAUUUGAAUAGAACAGAUGCUCGAUUGGCUAACAAUGGGCUGCCUAUUGAUAUCCAAAGGCUUCGUUGUCGGGUAAAUUAUGGUGCCCUACGAUUCACCCCCCAAAUUGAAGAAUUGGGCAGAAGAGUCAUCGAUUCACUGAGAAGGAAUGGACCAUUCUUAGUUCUUCAUCUCCGUUAUGAGAUGGACAUGCUAGCUUUUUCUGGCUGCACUCAUGGUUGCAGCGUAGAGGAAGAAGAUGAAUUGACUAGAAUGAGGUAUGCAUAUCCAUGGUGGAAAGAGAAAGUUAUAAACUCUGAACUGAAAAGAAGAGAUGGACUUUGCCCACUGACACCAGAGGAAACUGCACUAGUUCUGAGGGCUCUUGGUUUUGAUAAGGAUAUCCAAGUGUAUAUUGCUGCUGGAGAGAUAUACGGGGGAGAAAGGAGGAUGUCUUCUCUCUAUUCGGCUUUCCCAAAUACGGUACAAAAGGAAAUGCUAUUGGAACCUUCUAAUCUGAAGCCCUUCCAAAACCAUUCCUCUCAGAUGGCAGCACUGGAUUAUCUAGUUUCCUUGGCAAGUGAUGUCUUCGUCCCCACAUAUGAUGGUAACAUGGCCAAGGUUGUUGAAGGACAUCGCAGAUUCUUGGGUUUCCGGAGAACUGUACUAUUGGACCGAAAGCUUCUAGUUCAUCUACUAGACCAACAUACCAGUGGGUUAUUGCCAUGGGAUGAGUUCUCUCUAGCGGUCAAGGCCGCUCAUACAAAUCGGAUGGGUCAGCCUGCAAGAAGGUUGGUGAUUUCAGAUAAACCCAAGGAAGAGGGUUACUUCUACUCUAAUCCUGAGGAAUGCCUGUCUUACUCCGAAGACACGUUGAGAUCAGAUACUUAGAUAUACUUAUUAUUAUAUUUUUGGGGAUAUAACUCUCAGUUGAAAAAUCUAUUUUUUGGGGUGUUGACCCAAAUAAAGUGGGGAGGUCACAGAGUUCCUUUUGAAGCAUUAAUGUAAGCAUGAAUUGGGUUUUCUUGGAGCCAUGUGAUGAGUGCUCAAGGAUCUGAGACCUGCUUCUUUUAUUCUGUUCAAAUAAGAAAGGGUUAGGGAAACCCUUAUCAAUUCAUAGAAAAUAUGACACAUUCCUCGGAUUUUGAAUAUUUUUCAUCUCCCCUUGUCUUUUGACUGGAGAUUUGUGUGGAGAAGAUAGUGUUACAUGGAGCACCAAAAAAGCCAGCAUGUAUGUCUCUAAAACCUCCUCCUGUGCCAAGCCAAGAUAGAUGGCUUUCAGAUAGCAAUUGCAACUAUUAUGGAAAGAGUUCUACAUCAUCAAAUGAAAUCUCUAUCACAGGUCGGUUUUGAUGAAAUUUUUGCAUGGGUCUGCUCUUUGUGUUAACAGAAAACUGGUCACACCGUAAUGUUCUAUGGGGAAUUGUUGCUGCAUGGUUCUUGUCAAAAUGGCUGAAUCGAUUUUCCGUUCUUAUGUGUAAAACUGGUAUGAAAGAUUGUACAUCUCAUUUUGUUGGACAGUUUAAGGGAAGAUUGACUUCCUGUUGCCUUGAA